GACUGGUCUGUGGUGUGAGGGAAUGAAUGGUGUCAAUAAAAUGUUUGGAGCAGUAGCUUGCAAAGCAUAAGUGGAUGCUGUGUUAUUUUUAACAAGCGCUACGAAGACAACACACCUCCUACCUACCUCGACAUACAAACUCUGUGUGGCUUCACGUGUUCUGUUGAUGUUUACAUGAUCGAAAUAACUUGAACACAAACAAAGAGGAAGACGGAAGGAAAAAACAACAAGUCCCAGCAUCCUCUGUGUUUAGGGAGCAGUAGUGAAAGUGAAAGCAGGAGGAGGAAGGUGGAGCUGAGGCAGGUGAGUGUUAACAUGAAUAUGUUUCUUCUUAUGACAUAAAAUAAUUCCACGCUGUUCGUGUCUGUGGGUGAAAUGUGAGGCCGGUCGGCUCCUCUGAGCGCUGGUUUCCUACUAACUCCACCCUGACAUCAAGAAGAUGGAGGAAGAGGAUGGAGCAGGAUCUGCAGCAUCCAGCUGUGUGUCUGUGAGGAGUGACCGGUCCAAAGAACAUCCUCCACAGUUCAGUAAUGAACCUGCAGCAACAAUAGUGGAGCAGGAGAGAGCAGAGGUUUCCACUGGUCAGUCUGCACAGCAACAUCAAACACACCUGGACUCUGUGGUUAUGCGGCUGGAGGACAACAUCACCAUGUUUGUGAAGAACGAGCUGAAGAAGAUCCAGAAGCUUCUGAGUCCAGAUCACCCAGAAACUUUAAAGAGCCAGAUGGAGGAUGAGGAGAUGUUUGGAGGUGAGGAUGAAGAUGAAAGAAAGAGCUGCAGAGAAGCAUUUCUGAAGAUCACACUCCACUUCUUGAGGAGACUUAAGCAGCAUGAGAUGGCUGACCAUCUGCAGAGCAAAAUAUUUGCUCCACUCUGUAAACGUGAACUUAAAGCCCAACUGAAGAAGAAGUUCCAGUGUGUGUUUGAGGGCAUCGCUAAAGCAGGAAGCCCAACCCUCCUGAAUCAGAUCUACACAGAGCUCCACAUCACAGAGGGAGGGACUGCAGAGGUCAAUGAUGAACAUGAGGUCAGACAGAUUGAAACAGCAUCCAGGAAACCAGACAGAGCAGAAACAACCAUCAGACAAGAAGACAUCUUUAAAGUCUCACCUGGAAGAGACGAACCAAUCAGAACAGUGCUGACAAAGGGAGUGGCUGGCAUUGGGAAAACAGUCUUAACACAGAAAUACAGCCUGGACUGGGCUGAAGACAAAGCCAACCAGGACAUCCAGUUCAUAUUUCCAUUCACUUUCAGAGAGCUGAAUGUGCUGAAAGAGGAAAAGUUCAGCUUGGUGGAACUUGUUCAUCACUUCUUUAAUCAAACUAACCAAUCAGGAAUCUGCAGGCUUGAAGACUUCCAGGUUGUGUUCAUACUUGAUGGUCUGGAUGAGUGUCGACUUAAUUUGGACUUCAACAAAACUAAAAUCCUGACUGAAACAAGAAAGUCCACCUCAUUGGAUGAGCUGCUGACAAACCUCAUCAGAGGGAACCUGCUCCCUUCUGCUCGCCUUUGGAUAACAACACGACCUGCAGCAGCCAAUCAGAUCCCUCCUCAGUGUGUCGACAUGGUGACAGAGGUCAGAGGGUUCACUGACCCACAGAAGGAGGAGUACUUCAGGAAGAGAUUCAGAGAUGAGGAGCAGGCCAGCAGGAUCAUCUCCCACAUCAAGAAAGCUCGAAGCCUCCACAUCAUGUGCCACAUCCCAGUCUUCUGCUGGAUCACUGCUACAGUUCUGGAGGAUGUGCUGGAAACCAGAGAGGGAGGACAGCUGCCCAAGACCCUGACUGAGAUGUACAUCCACUUCCUGGUGGUUCAGGCCAAAGUCAAGAGGAUCAAAUAUGAUGGAGGAGCUGAGACAGAUCCACACUGGAGUCCAGAGAGCAGGAAGAUGAUUGAGUCACUGGGAAAACUGGCUUUUGAUCAGCUGCAGAAAGGAAACCUGAUCUUCUAUGAACCAGACCUGACAGAGUGUGGCAUCGAUAUCAGAGCAGCCUCAGUGUACUCAGGAGUGUUCACACAGAUCUUUAAAGAGGAGAAACAACUGUACCAGAACAAGGUGUUCUGCUUUGUUCAUCUCAGUGUUCAGGAGUUUCUGGCUGCUCUUCAUGUCCAUCUGACCUUCAUCAACUCUGGACUCAAUCUGCUGGAAGAACAACAAACAACGUCCAUGUGGCCUAAAUUAUCUGAUAAACCAAAACUCCAAUCUCUCCACCAGUGUGCUGUGGACAAGGCCUUACAGAGCCCCAAUGGACACCUGGACUUGUUCCUUCGUUUUCUCUUGGGUCUGAAGACUAAUCAAACUCGUUUGCAAGGCCUGAUGACACAGACAGGAAGUAGCGCACAGACCAAUCAAGAAGCAGUUCAGUACAUCAAGAAGAAGCUCAGUGAGAAUCUGUCUGCAGAGAAAAGCAUCAAUCUGUUCCACUGUCUGAAUGAACUGAAUGAUCGUUCUCUACUGGAGGAGAUCCAACAGUCCCUGAGAUCAGGACGUCUCUCCACAGAUAAACUGUCUCCUGCUCAGUGGUCAGCUCUGGUCUUCAUCUUACUGUCAUCAGAAAAAGAUCUGGAUGAGUUUAACCUGCAGAAAUACUUUGCUUCAGAGGAGGCUCUUCUGAGGCUGCUGCCAGUGGUCAAAGUCUCUAAAAAAGCUCUAUUGGGGGGCUGUGGUUUGACAAAGAUCAGCUGUGAUUAUCUGGCAGCAGCACUGAAGUCCAACCCCUCCCAUCUGAAAGAGCUGAACCUGAGCGUCAACUACAACCUGCAGGAUUCAGGAGUGAAGCAUCUGUGUGGUUUCCUGGAGAGUCCAGGAUGUGGACUUGAAACUCUGAGAUUGAGGGGCUGUGGUUUGUCAGAGAUCAGCUGUGAUUAUCUGGCA
This is a messenger RNA of Oreochromis niloticus (Nile tilapia), 2875 nucleotides long. RefSeq names its product protein NLRC3. The annotation marks the transcript as partial. Lineage: Eukaryota; Metazoa; Chordata; Actinopteri; Cichliformes; Cichlidae. The record is from RefSeq and is a predicted model, not a curated record. The transcript has 7 exons.